Sorghum bicolor (sorghum) is the source of this 1388-nucleotide messenger RNA. Its product is annotated as myb-related protein MYBAS1. The transcript is spliced from 2 exons. Lineage: Eukaryota; Viridiplantae; Streptophyta; Magnoliopsida; Poales; Poaceae. The coding region runs from base 463 to 1161 and encodes 232 amino acids. The record is from RefSeq and is a predicted model, not a curated record. Gene Ontology annotation, biological process: regulation of DNA-templated transcription. Gene Ontology annotation, cellular component: nucleus. Gene Ontology annotation, molecular function: sequence-specific DNA binding; DNA-binding transcription factor activity.
AGCCCCAUAUAUAUACACAGGUAAUAAGGCUUCCUUCUCCUUAACACAAGUACACAACUCCUAUCAAGCUGGACCUUGUUCAUCAAAGAUGUAAACCAUCUGAAACUGGAGCGUUAAUCCACAUCCACAAAGGGAAAGAAGAGCAGCCAGACUGGUUCCCCUUCUCAGUGACCACCGCUGAAACUGGAAUACAAGGUUGAAGGACUUGAAGCAAGCAAAGUUAGCAUGGUGACAGUGAGAGAGGAGAUGCGCAAGGGGCCAUGGACAGAGGAGGAGGACAUGCAACUGGUAUGUACUGUCCGCCUUCUCGGUGACCGCCGCUGGGACUCCAUUGCCCAGGUCUCAGGUUUGAGGGGUGGUUGUGGAACUACAGCAAAUUAGGUAGCUACUCUAUUUUAUAUAUUUGAAAUCCUUCAACAGAUUAAGCUAGCAAUCAAUUAAACAGCAACACGUAUACCAUGCAUGUGUCUGAACAAGAACAACCCUCUUCACACUUCACAAGUUCACAGUAGUUGCUUCACGCUCUCUGUGUAUGCUCAUGCUCAUACAGGCCUCAACCGGUCGGGCAAGAGCUGCCGCAUGCGGUGGGUGAACUACCUCCACCCUAGCCGCAAGCAUGGACGCUUGUCGCAGCAAGAGGAACGGCUUGUCAUCGAGCUCCAUUCUCGCUGGGGUAACAGUUGGUCUAGGAUAGCCCGGAGGCUGCCGGGCCGCACCGACAACGACAUCAAGAACUACUGGAAGACACGCAUGAGAAUGAAAGCGCAAGAGAGGGAGACGAGCAUGUCACCUUCGUCACUGACGACAUACACGUCCUGCCUCCUUGACAGUAAUUCUCCAGUCGAUGUGAUGAGCUGUGGUGACACUCACAAUAAUUUCAGUAGCUGCAUCAUAGGUAGUGCCCUUGAGAGCACACGGACUGUCGACGAUGGAUUCGUCAUGGAUCAGAUUUGGAGGGAGAUGGAGACACCACUGCAGGCGCCUGCCUUGCCGCAGGUCAUUCAUCAAGCAGACGAGAAAACAUGCAGCAGUAUUGUUCCCUUGUGCACUCCGGCAACAACAGCUGCCAUGUGGGAUGAUCAAUGCCCUGAGGUGUUCUGGAACAUGGAUGCUGAAGAAAUAAGGAUGUUGGCUCCACAAUUUGACUGCGCUGAAUCGUGAAUGAAUAAGUCUGCAACUCUACAUACCCCCGGCCCGUCCGUCAUUUAUUGAAGUUCUUAUAUUAUAGCACCCUGUUGAUUCCUCGAAAAAAAAGUGUAUGCAACUACGCUGUGCGAAAAACAGUGUGUCUGACUGUCAGUUUGUGGCAUAUAGUGUGCAAGAUGUAUUUGUCGUGAAUCUGUGGUUAUUUUCACCAUGAAGUAACACUAUAACAGCAUUAUAUAUUA